Calidris pugnax (ruff) is the source of this 1182-nucleotide messenger RNA. RefSeq names its product mitochondrial ribosomal protein L10 (gene MRPL10). Gene Ontology annotation, molecular function: structural constituent of ribosome. Bases 49 to 819 code for a protein of 256 amino acids. The record is from RefSeq and is a predicted model, not a curated record. The transcript has 5 exons. Gene Ontology annotation, biological process: translation. Gene Ontology annotation, cellular component: mitochondrial large ribosomal subunit. Lineage: Eukaryota; Metazoa; Chordata; Aves; Charadriiformes; Scolopacidae.
CCGCCGGUCCUCCACCUUCCCAGCAGCCCUUGCGCUCCCGCGGCAAAGAUGGCGGCGCUGAGCGGUGGCGGAGCGCCAUGGCGGCGGGGCUGGCUGCCCGCCCUGCACUUCGUCCGCCGCGGCUCCAAAGCGGUCACCCGGCACUGGAAGGCCAUGCACUUCCAGCGGCAGAAGCUGAUGGCCGUGACCGAGUACCUGGCCCCGCGGCCGGCCGUCCCGCCGCGCUGCCUCACCCCCAGGGAGCAGAAGGUGGAGGAGGACAACGGCUACGCCCGGCUGCUGCGGCGGCAGGUGGAGGAGGUUUUUCGGGACAAUCGGAUGAUCGCCAUCUGCCAGUACAACUCCAUGCCCGGCGAGGACGUGGUGCUGAUGAGGCAUUACCUCCGAAAGCACAACAUCGAGGUCAAGUUCGUCCUAAAUGAGAUUGUCAGACCCGUGCUGUCGCAGUCCAAGUACAAGAAUCUCCUCCCUCUCUUUGUGGCGCGCAAUAUCCUGCUGGUGAGCCCGGAACUGAAGGCGAAGGAGAUGCUGCGGGUGCUGAAGGGGGUGCCCCAGAUCAACCUCCUGGGCGCCUGCAUCGACGACACCAUCCUGAGCAGGCAGGGGGUGGAGAACUUUGCCAAGCUGCCCUCGCUGGAGGUCAGCCAGGGGCAGACGGUGGGUGCCCUGGCCCUCCUGCCCUCCCAGACCUCCUCCCUGCUGCAGCGCGGCCCCGCACACCUCACGGCUCUGCUGGACGAGCACAUCCGACGCCUGCAGGCCGGGGAGACGGGGAGCCCUCCCGGGACCACCCCACCCCAGAGCUCAGGGGGUCACUGACGCCGGGAGUCGGCUCCUUCACCGUGGUCGGGAAGGAGGGGCCAAGGACUGUAGAUUUGGCCCCCGGGGGGGCAGCCAGCAGUGGGACUGAGGGUCCUGCAGCACCACCGGCGUGUUGGAGGGGCUCUGGUCCCUCCCUUCGCCCCCCGCUAUCGGCACCUGGGAACGUCCCGUCUGUGUUUUGGGGCUGUGGUUGGGGGUCAGACGGAGGAGGGAGAGGGUGGUGGGGACCUGUGAUGGUGCUGGAGGUGGGGGGCGUGGAGAUCUCCGAGCCCCCCCUGCCCACCGGAAUGGGGGGAACGUGCUGUAACGCUGACGGAGCCGUGUCACCAUCCUGUCCAUUAAAGCGUGGUGAUGGAGAUA